AUGGCGCAAAAGAAUGUGGUUGUGGUUGGUGCCGGAGUGGCUGGAUUGACUACGGCGCUUCUUCUGUCGAGAAAGCCUGGCUAUAACAUUGUGGUAGCUGCGAAGCACAUGCCAGGCGACUACGAUAUCGAAUAUGCUUCACCCUGGGCUGGAGCGAAUUACAUGCCAGUUUCGAUUCGCGGUACCGACGCUGCAGAAUGGGAUAGGGCAACUUGGGGGCCACUGGAGGAUCUGGCACAGAACCACCCUGAUGCUGGGGUGCAUUUCCAAGAAUGCGAGAUCUACAGCCGCAGCAAAGAUCUAGGCACAGCAACUGCCACCUGGUUUGCAGAACUGCUUUCUCCUAAUCCGUGGUUCAAGGACGUGGUCCCCAAUUUCCGAGUACUCCCGAGAAAAGCCCUUCCUCCCGGAGUCGACAGUGGGACGGUGUUCACAUCGGUGUGCAUCAACACAGCGAUAUACUUGCCCUGGCUGGUCUCGCAAUGCCUCAAGAACGGAGUGAUCUUCAAACGAGCAGUCUUCAAACACAUUUCACAUGCAGCUUCGCAAGGAGUUCACCCAUCGAAGAAAGUUGACCUCGUGAUCAACUGUACUGGCCUGAUGGCGUGCAAGUUAGGGGGCGUCGAGGAUAAAUCCGUGGUGCCCGCUCGGGGACAGAUCGUCGUCGUACGCAAUGACGCCGGGAAAAUGAUCGAUAUUUCCGGCACAGACGAUGGAGAGGAUGAAGCUGGGUACAUGAUGACUCGUGCAGCAGGGGGAGGAACCAUACUUGGUGGAUGCUAUCAAAAGGGCAACUGGGAUUCUCAAGUCGACCCAAAUCUUGCUGUGCGAAUCAUGAAGCGAGCGGUCGAAUUGAAUCCUGCCUUGACUGGAGGAAAAGGCAUCGAGCACCUCGAUAUUGUGAGGCAUGGAGUGGGAUUAAGACCUGUAAGAGAGGGAGGCACGAGGAUCGAGAAGGAAAAGAUUGAUGGUACUUGGGUGGUGCAUAACUACGGCGCAGGAGGUGCAGGCUACCAAUCGUCCUACGGAUGUGCCGAGGCGGCGGUCAAGCUGGUUGAAGAGGCAUUGCAGCCUCGACCACGGUUAUAGUGCUGGCUAGGCGAAAUCGAGUGAUCAUGUCUCGACUUGAGACAAUAAGUGAUAGACGUCUGCUGCUAUACAGCUUGGCUCAAGGCGACACAGUCGUGUCAACAGCAGAAACGGAGAGCUUGUGGCCAGACCGUAAA
Messenger RNA from Exophiala oligosperma, 1226 nucleotides. RefSeq lists its product as uncharacterized. The transcript has 6 exons. Lineage: Eukaryota; Fungi; Ascomycota; Eurotiomycetes; Chaetothyriales; Herpotrichiellaceae. Bases 1 to 1089 code for a protein of 362 amino acids. Gene Ontology annotation, molecular function: D-amino-acid oxidase activity; FAD binding. The record is from RefSeq and is a predicted model, not a curated record.